Molecule: messenger RNA, 1329 nt
Organism: Penicillium canariense
Lineage: Eukaryota; Fungi; Ascomycota; Eurotiomycetes; Eurotiales; Aspergillaceae
Product: aminotransferase
Exons: 2
Coding region: 1-1329 (442 amino acids)
Source: RefSeq, a predicted model, not a curated record
AUGGCUCGCAACAAGGACCUGCACGUCUUUGACAUUGAGGCUGUUCGCAAGCAAUUUCCAGGGCUUGACGCAGGCUCUGUCUGCCUGAACAAUGGCUCGGGAGCUUUAGUCUACAGGGGCGCUAUUGAGAGGCAAGUCGUUUGCUGCGUGUACAUCGUUCGCACGAUGUCUGCACCCCAUAUGAAUCUCCGUGGUUUGGACUCGAAAAGCUUGGUCGACGUCAGGGAGCGUACUGCCCAAUACAAAAAGCUUGCUUCUUUCAUGAAUGCAGAGCCGGAUGAAAUUGGUAAGCGAUCUUUCAUUAGGGGCCACUCAAUUCCCCGGUGUUCCUGCCUGAUUCAGUUCCUACUAGCAUUUGGACCAUCCACGACUGGUCUUUCGCGGAGUCUUGCCGCAUCCCUCCUCCCAAAUCUCAAUGCCGACUCGGAGAUUAUCAUAUCCGUUCUCUGUCAUGAGGCUGACGUAACUGCCUGCGUUGCCAUGGCAAAGACUCUGGGCAUCUCCAUCAAGUGGUGGAUUCCAGCUGGCGGUAUGGGAAACAACAAAGAUCCCAAGCUCAGCCUUGAGACCCUUCGACCUCUCCUGUCCCCAAAGACUCGUCUAGUGUGCUGCGGGCAUGUGUCGAAUAUAACUGGAACCAUCGAGAAUGUCAAAGAGAUUGCAGACCUCGUCCAUACAAUCCCUGAUGCGUUAAUAUGGGUAGAUGGGGUGGCGUGGGCUCCUCAUCGGCCAAUUGACGUGAAACAACUCGGUGUCGACUUUUAUGUUUUUAGCUGGUACAAGGUGUUUGGUCCUCAUAUUGCGCAAAUUUAUGCUCGCCGUGAUGUUCAGAAACGUUACCUCACCAGCCUAAACCACUACUUCUUUGACCCAACCGCUUUGCAUGUGCGUUUGGGAUUGGGUAACAGCUGUAUUGAGCUUGAACAUGCCGUCACGCCCAUUAUCAAUUACCUCGCUGAUGACAUUGGCUGGGACGCACUCAUUGCCCACGAAGAAGUUAUCACAGCAGAAAUUCUUGGCUAUUUGACAGCACAUCCGGAUCUCUACACUGUGUACGGCUCUCAAUCUGCAGACCCGAAUGUUCGGGUCUCCUUGAUCAGUUUUACCGUGAAUGGGAUCGCUUCUGACAAAGUGGCGGAAGUGAUUCACGAAACUUCAAGCUUUCGGCUUAUCACAGGUGACUGCUGGUCUCCUCGGACCGUUCAUGAUGUCCUGGGGCUUCCGGAGUACGGCAUCAUCCGAACAAGUCUGGUCCAUUAUAACACUGUGGAUGAGAUGAAGGCAUUUGUACAAAAGUUGGAUGAGGUGGUACAUACCAUGAAGCAGUAG